CGGAAGUAGAGACGGUGGACGAGUAGACCUAAACAUGGCGCCUUUGCUGGAUCACAAAAUUGGCGACGCUAUGUUAUCUUCUUUACCUUGGCGAUCAAAAUCUAAUCUCUUAACAUGUUCACUCCUUUUGCUUAUUUACCUGACGGCGCAGCCAACCUUGGCCAAACCGAGCAGCCUCAAAGAGAUCACUGACGGAAACUGGGAAGACAUCUUGGCAGGGGAAUGGAUGAUUGAAUUUUUUGCCCCGUGGUGUCCGGCGUGCCAACAGCUCCAGCCCGAGUGGAAUGAGUUUGCCGACUUGGGUGAGGACAUGGGCGUCAACAUAGCGAAGGUGGACGUUACUGAACAGCCUGGUUUGAGCGGGCGAUUCGUCAUCACUUCACUUCCUACAAUCUACCACUGUAAGGAUGGUGUAUUCCGGAGGUACCAGGGGGCUCGCACCAAAGAUGACUUCCUAAGCUUUAUUGAUGAGAAGAAGUGGCAGGGCAUUGAGCCCGUGUCUUCCUGGUUCGGACCAUCUUCCUUCAUGAUGAACACAAUGUCCGCUCUCUUCAAGCUGUCAAUGUUCAUUAGGCGUUGCCAUAACUACCUGAUAGAGCAGCUGGGGAUUCCAGUGUGGGGCUCGUAUGUCAUCUUUGGACUGGCCACUCUCUUCUCCGGCCUAGUCCUGGGACUGAUACUGGUGUUCAUUGCAGAUUUUGUCUUCCCAUCACGGCGAUUUAACUCCCCAAACUACUACCAGAACUGGUUGAUGGGGACGAGGAUUAGGAGGAGGUGGCAUGGGGAGGCUGGAGAGCAGCAGAGAGCCGUGGUGUCUAGAGACUGUGGGAAUCCACCAGCCAUAGAGGAACGCCUGUACAAUAUAGACAUACCUGAAGCUCCUAACAGCCUGUCGGAGCUGGAUGGGAAGAUCAGUGCGGUCAAAGCGGCCCUACUGAAAAGGAUGGGGGAGUUUGGGCUGGUAACGGUGGCAGCGGCAUUAUCCUCGGCUGGCACCGCUGUCCAAGAGGCAAUCACCGUGGCCUCGCCUCAUUCCCCUCCCCUCGCCUCGUUCCCCUCCCCUCGCCUCGUUCCCCUCCCCUCGCCUCAUUCCCCUCGCCUCGCCUCGUUCCCCUCCCCUCGCCUCAUUCCCCUCGCCUCGCCUCGUUCCCCUCGCCUCGCCUCGUUCCCCUCCCCUCGCCUCGUUCCCCUCCCCUCGCCUCGUUCCUCCCUCGUUCCCCUCCCCUCGCCUCGUUCCCCUCCCCUCGCCUCGUUCCCCUCCCCUCGUUCCUCCCCCUCGCCUCGUUCCCCUCCCCUCCCCUCGCCUCCCUGCGACAAAAACACUCCAUCUGCUAGGAGAGGAAAUCACACCACAAUGAGUCUCUCUGAGAGAGAGGGACUGCUGCUACGGCGGUAUGGCCGGCCUGGGCUGGGCUGGGCCCUGAGAGAGAGGGACUGCUGCUACGGCGGUAUGGCCGGCCUGGGCUGA
Coregonus clupeaformis (lake whitefish) is the source of this 1468-nucleotide messenger RNA. RefSeq names its product thioredoxin-related transmembrane protein 4-like. The transcript has 10 exons. The record is from RefSeq and is a predicted model, not a curated record. NCBI's taxonomy places the organism in Eukaryota, Metazoa, Chordata, Actinopteri, Salmoniformes, Salmonidae. Bases 35 to 1468 code for a protein of 477 amino acids.